Molecule: messenger RNA, 2338 nt
Organism: Arachis ipaensis
Lineage: Eukaryota; Viridiplantae; Streptophyta; Magnoliopsida; Fabales; Fabaceae
Source: RefSeq, a predicted model, not a curated record
CCAGGUGCCGUCAACAGGAAGUCCUUAAAAGAGAUCUUUGCCAAGUUCUCAACAUGUUAGUCUUGCACUACGAUGUCCAUACUUGUUGGGUUGAUUGAGGUCGACAUCCUCCCCCAUCUUGACUUUUGUUGUGCUUCAUUUUUUCAAAUCUUCUUUUUGGGUGGAACUCUAGCAGAGCUUUCUUUCAUCUUUUCAAAAUUAAUAUCUGAAAAAAAAAAAAACCCUAAUAACUUGUCAUCGUAUUAUAUGAAAAAGUUAAUUUCAAUUAAUAAACCACAAUGUGACUUAUAUUUCAUGUCAGCCGGACCAAAAAAAGUCACACUCCAAGUGUUUCCUUCUCCUGCUUCCAACACAUUUCAGCAGAUGGGAAGAAAAUACCCUUUCUCCCAAUAGCAUAACCCAUAGAUUAGAUUUUAGCAUUGGGCGUAUGGCAUGAGUUUCUGCUCUUUUUCAGAGUUCAGACCAACUAAAAAAUUUCAUUAUUCAUUUCCUAAUUUGUUAUCAAACAAACAUUGGCGGUGAGUGGUUUUUUGAGGGUUUUCGUUGUCGUUUUGCACAUCUGAAAUCAGGUUUCAACAAUGGCGGAAACAAGCUCAGCAAAGGUACAGAAAUUCUUCGAGGACCUGGAAUCCCACAAGGCUAUCCUCACCACCUGCACCAACCUCUUCGCCGCCCUCUCACACCGCUUCACCUCCCUCGACACCUCCCUCCACCAAAAAUCCCAAUCCCUCGAUUCCAAGCUCCAAUCUCUCCAAUCCCGCUCCCACCAAACCCUCGAAGAACUCCGCCACCGCGACUCCUCCAUCCCCGAGCGCGAGUCCGCCGGCAAGGAAUCCGCAUCCCUCAGGGCGGAGAUAUCCGCCUCCAUAUCCGAGGCCGUGGACCCCCCAAGGCUGGUCCUCGACGCCGUCGAAGAAUUCCUGAAUUGCAAGCUGGCUAAGUCUGGCGUCACCGAUAAGAGAUGGGCCUGCGGGAUCCUGAUUCAGGCUCUCUUUCCGGAAUCUGGUGCCGGAGCAAAGCGUCCGGAGUUUUCUCGGCGGAUUGUGGAGAGGGCGGUGGGGCUGGUGGAGCUGUGGAAGAGGCAGAUGGACGAGGAAUCGGAGAAUGGAACUGUUGGUGCUGCGGAGGUGGUGAUGUUUCUGCAGAUGGUGGUGUGUUUUGGACUGAGGUCUAUGUUCGAUGAUGACUAUUUGAGGAAGUUCGUUAUGGAGUUUGCGUCCAGAAGGGACAUGGCUAAGCUUGCUGCCAUGUUGGAAUUCGGUGACAAGAUGAUAGAUAUAAUAGAUGAACUAGUAAAAAAUGGCAAAGAGGUAGAAGCUGUUUAUUUUGCUUCAGAAUCUGGUUUGACUGAAAGGUUUCCUCCAGUCGACCUGCUCAAGUCCUGUCUUCGGAACUACAAGAAGAAUGCUGCUAUAACGUCGAAGAAGGGAAAUAACAAUCAGGCUGCUACGGAUGAUUCAACCACUUUGGAGUUGAAUACAAUUAAGGCCAUAAUCAAAUGUGUAGAAGAUCACAAGCUGGAAUCAGAAUUCAACCUCGAUAAUUUGAGGAAGCGGGUUACACAGUUGGAGAAAACAAAGGCUGAAAGGAAGAAGAGCGCAACAGCUGGUAAACCUAAGAAGCGCAGCAUCCGUGCUGGAGGAGCGGGUUCUUCCCGUCCAUCCAAAUCAGCCAAAUUCCAUCCGCAUCCAUCCUCGUCUUCCAGUCGCAGGAACCUGGCACCUUCUCUGCAGCCUAGUCCCAAUGCCAGAUUUUCAAGCGCAUUCAACUAUCCCAGUCAGACUGUAUAUGAUGCCUCAGCUACUGCUAAUCCUUAUGCUGCAACCUAUGGAGCUGCCCACACUCAAAGCCCCGCUGGGAUGACCCAACAGCAUUACUCACUCCCCGUUGACAAUUUGGGUCCACCCGGCUACCGAUCCAGCACUGCUUAUGUAGCACAGUCUAGCUACGGCAUGUAUGAUUAUGGAAAUGCCACUCUAUCCACUUAUCAACCUCCAUACACAGUGGAUCAAUCUAGCUACAGGGGAUGAGUUUUCUUUGCUUCCUCCUGCUCUUGAAUCUUGUCGUCAGUUCCUUAGAAAAUGGAGAAAAAAGCAGCUGCCUUUUUUUUUGCCUCUUAAUUUUUCCGUUUCCUUUUGGGAAUUUAGGUUGUAAUUGGUAAUCACAGAGCAAUUAAGUCAAGGUAGGUUCCUCACCAUUCCUGUAUCUUUUCUACUAUUUUUAUACUAUCUACUGGUCCUUGCCGUUUUGAAUGCAUGGCGGAAGUAGCUUCUGAAAACAUGAGUAAAAAGAUUACUUGUGCUUUUAAUCUUUAAUCACAAUGGCAUGCCUUUUUAUC